Spea bombifrons (plains spadefoot toad) is the source of this 749-nucleotide messenger RNA. RefSeq names its product ribosomal protein L15 (gene RPL15). Gene Ontology annotation, biological process: cytoplasmic translation. The record is from RefSeq and is a predicted model, not a curated record. Gene Ontology annotation, cellular component: cytosolic large ribosomal subunit; ribosome. The coding region runs from base 84 to 698 and encodes 204 amino acids. Gene Ontology annotation, molecular function: structural constituent of ribosome; RNA binding. Lineage: Eukaryota; Metazoa; Chordata; Amphibia; Anura; Pelobatidae. The transcript is spliced from 4 exons.
GUCUGUCCCAAACUAUCGGCAUAAGGGAAGCUGGGUAAUUCCGUCCUUCCUUUCCGGCUGCCGAGCCAUCAGUGUAAGCCAGCAUGGGUGCCUACAAGUACAUGCAAGAGUUAUGGAGGAAGAAGCAGUCAGAUGUGAUGCGCUUUCUUCUGCGUGUCCGCUGCUGGCAAUAUCGCCAGCUUUCCUCCCUCCACCGUGCCCCACGUCCCACCCGUCCAGACAAGGCUCGUAGACUUGGUUACAAGGCCAAGCAAGGUUAUGUUAUUUACCGUGUUAGAGUUCGCCGUGGAGGCCGCAAACGCCCCGUGCCCAAGGGUGCCACCUAUGGAAAACCUGUGCACCAUGGUGUGAACCAACUCAAAUUUGCUCGUAGCCUCCAGUCUGUUGCUGAGGAACGUGCUGGUCGCCAUUGUGGAGGGCUGAGGGUGCUCAGCUCUUAUUGGGUGGGUCAAGACUCCACCUACAAGUUCUUUGAGGUUGUUCUCAUUGACACAUUCCACAAGGCAAUCAGACGCAACCCAGACACCCAAUGGAUCACAAAACCAGUGCACAAGCACAGGGAGAUGCGUGGGUUAACAUCUGCUGGCAAGAAGAGCCGUGGUCUUGGAAAGGGCCACAAAUUCCACCAAACUAUUGGUGGUUCUCGUCGUGCUGCCUGGAGAAGACGCAACACACUUCAGCUCCACCGUUAUCGUUAAACUGGGAUUGUACUUGUAAAUUUGACAAUAAAAUAGUCUCUGGACAACGAA